ACUCGCUGACACCGAGUGCAGCAGUGCAGUUCGGCUCAGUUCGUAGGCGAGCCAGACGAGCUCCGUUACGUCGGGUGUGAGGUGAGUGAGAGGCGAAGCGGUCGAGGCAGCCUCUUCGUUCACUCUUGUAUCUUUCGCGUUGAGGUCCGCGAUCGUUUUCAUCGUCGUCCUCCCCAUCGUCGUCGUCGUUGUUCUGUCACUGUUGUUGUCACCGUGAUAAUCGAGAUCGCAGUGAUAGAUCGUAGACGUUGCCAAAAGCUCGCAGAGAGAGAGAAAGAGAGAGAGAGAGAGAGACGCCCGUGAUCACGAAAAGUGUGAGAGUGCGUGAAAUCGGCUAGCGUACAAAAAGGACUUGUACAUAGUCACGUUCCAGACGACGAGGAUGACGAGCGAGCGCGCCAGCUGCAUUUCUUCCUCUUGAGCCUCGUCGCGACGUCGACGAACGUGGGAACGAGGAGCGGUGUCGAUGAAGCAUCCGCGGGAUCAUCGCGAAAAAGCCGCGUCGCUCCUGAGACACGUUGUUCCUCUUCUGAGGGAGAAUUCCCGGUGGCGGAAAUCGCGCGACAUAAUCCUUCUAUCCCCCGUUCUGUGGUGCAUCCGUGGCGAGCACCCGCGGCGCAUGGGAAGCGCAAUCUCGAGAAACUGAACAACUCGGAGCGGAUUUCAUUAUCUCUUUCGGUUUAUAUUUUUCGUAAUUGAACGUCGGGAAUGACUUUCUCGCGCGUGCGCGCGCGCGCGGAACGUCGUCCAGUGAGACCGAUGGUGCGUGAAGCCGCGAAGUGACAGCUGAACAGAGAGAGAGAGAGAGAGAGAGAGAGAGAGAGAAAGAGAGGGGGCGAGAGAGAGAGAAAGAGAGAGAGAGAGAGAGAGACGUGGACGACCGGUUUCAGGAAGAAUCACGGAAUCGGCCGGGUAUGCAUCGAUCGGCCGGGCUCACCCGCGUACGUUGAAUCGAAGUCAAGGACGUAGGUAGUGUCGCCGCAGGAGAGGUCUGCGAGAGGUGGGCGGACUCGAGGAGUCCCCUCCCCCUCCCCCGCUUGCCGCCAGGACUUGCCCGAGGACUCGCGCGUGAUUACACGCAACAGAAUUCAAAGUGCGGUGUCCCGGCCUCAGUGAGAUGGCCUUCAUGAUGAAGAAGAAAAAGUACAAAUUCUCGGUGGAGGUCCACCUGGAGGAGCUCACGGCGGUGCCAUUCGUCAAUGCCGUGCUUUUCGCCAAGCUGAGGCUCCUGGACGGCGGUUCCUUCGUCGAUCAUUCCACCAGGGAGGAAGUGCAGGAGCAUACGGUGAGAUGGAACGCGAAGUUCGAAUUUUUAUGCAAGAUGAGCGCCAACGCGUCCACGGGCGUGCUUGAUCCGUGCAUUUUAAGGAUAUCUGUGAGAAAGGAAUUGAAAGGAGGCAGGUCCUUCCAGAAACUAGGCUUCACCGAUCUAAACCUGGCCGAAUUCGCUGGAGCUGGCCUCUGCCGAAGAAGGUGCCUCUUAGAAGGCUACGAUGCGCGACAUCGUCAGGAUAAUUCUAUGCUGCGAGUAGCUAUAAAAAUGAAUAUGCUCUCCGGAGAUAUUCUAUUUAAAGUCCCUUCCCCAUCGUUAAAGCAGACGCAGUUGGCAGUGCCCGGGGUGCAAGGUGUACCUGGUGUUACCGGUGACGAGGUGACGGUGUCUGAAAGAUGUACCAAUCGAGAGGAUUACGUGUCUACCGGUUCGUUGGCAGGAAGUAUAGCAAGCGCAAGCAGUGGUUUCGGCAGUCUUCCCAAAAAAAGGCCCGCACUCUUCACUUCCGAACUUCUCAGUGGAACGGAAACAUACGACCCGAUGACUCUCAGCGAGAUUGUACCCUCGGCGGUCCCAGUAGAAGCUCUAGUAGAGGCGCACACGGAAUCCGGGCACUCGCGCAACAGCAGCAAUACCAGUCAACUUAGCAAGGGGUCCGGCUAUGGUUCCUUAAAUUCACACAGUCAGCACAGCAGACAGAGCAGUAGCGGUGAUAGUGGUCACAUUAGCCUCAAGCAAUCUCUUCAUUCUCAAUUUCUCGACCAUAACUACGAGACUCUGGACUCACUAUCUUUUUUUUAUUUUACGUCACCUUCCUGGCCGGUAUGGGCACCACGAAUUCCCAACUCCUCUCAGAACCUAUCCACACAACCGAUCACCUGUCGACCCGAUGUCUGUAUCGAGUCUCUGCCACUGCACCCGUCCUCUCUGUCGCACAUGGCCUCCAGAGCUCGGUUCUGGUCGGCAUCGAGCCCUCUUUCUUCGCGUAGUAGUCCGACAGAUGUGGAAAAUCCGAUGAAAACCGAUAUUAUCGCGUCCGUCGCGAAGAACAUUUAUUCGAUCGGAAAGCAGCAGCAGCAACAGCAAUUAUUUUGCGGAAUUGGAAACGGUUUCUUAAACGAGACCGAUUCGCAUGAUUAUUGCGAUGGCGCGAACACAGACACCCGGGUAGCGUCCGGUAUCUUCAGGGUGCCAGACGUACCGCGACAUUCGCGCAAGAAUUACGAGAGGAAUAGUUUUGAGGCGCGUAACGAACGUAACGCGAUGAUGACCGCGAUCGCCAAGGAGAGUAACGGACAACAGAGUAACGUCUUUCCGAUCGCGAAGCCGAGAAUUAGUGCCGCGGGCUGGCGCGGCAUGUCGAAAACCUGUGACUGCAUUGAGAAGGGCAAGACGAGCCCGGUGUUGCGACUGGUCGAUCAGGCCAGAGCCGUGUCCUCUCCCGAUCCUCUCCAUAGGCCCGACAAUCAAAGAGCCCCGCUACGUCCCACGACGACAGCUCAAACCCUCAGAAAUCCUUCUGGUGGUUCGGGUCUCAGCGAAACUGGAUCCUUGGACCGUGCAAAGGCUGCUCUGGAGCGUAGAAAAAAAGCGGAAGAUAGUGCUGGUAAUCCUGUCCUCUGUAGAGUUGAAGUCACCAGGCCGAAUCCUGAUUCCCUUAUCGACGAACUGCUUAAAGCAACGAAUUUAGAGCAGACGGAUCUUGAAAGUUCUGAGACAACUGGUCUUCAACUCUUUAUUGCGAAAGACGGCACGACUGCACUUGGUAGUCACGAGGUGAAAAGCCAAAUGCCCGCUGGUGUGUUCAAGCAAGUGGUAAUGGAAGAAAACAAUAGGUAACACGAAGCCAUCACCACAAGACGGCAAUAUCCACGACAGGCCAGCGCCACGUUUUCAUUGGCUCUGGUGCCAGAGCUCGUCUACGAAGCCUACGAGCCGCGGUAGUUAGAAGAGAUGAUAACGAUGGGAGAAGGGAAUCGUUGACUUGAGAGGAGCAGCCAAAUGUGACAUCGUCCUCACCAGAUCGUUUUUAAAUUUUCGCUUUCCUUCGUACAAAAAAAACCACACCACGACGAUAUCCAUAGUUGAACUAAUAUCCGUCAAAAUAGUACGUUUGAAAUCGAUUACUUUAUGUGAAAUCCAUUGUACGGAUUCGCAAGACCGAGGCUGAUGCUAAUCACCUUAUAAGUGCAUAUUGAACGUGGAUAAUUGGACAGCCGUAUGCAGGUUGCGAGAUUGUUAAUUACUCUCAACACUCGGCUGAUUGAAAUAAUUUUCGUAUGUGGAUUUUGCAAAAUCUCAUACAACGAACAAAAUCUAUAUACAGUUUUGCCGUUCACGAUUUAUAAUCUCAGCUGCAUGCAAAGCACAACUUAAAGAUGAAUGUAAAUGAACACAUAUGUUUCGAAGCUACUUUAAAAAAACAAAUAUAUAUACAUAUUUUCUUCCUGGUAAACGAAGCACAAUGAUAUCCGUUAAGCAUUUUGCUUGGAAGGGGAGUGUUAGUCAAUAAAGUUUAGCCAACAGGGAAGCGUAGUAAAAGAGUAUAGUUACAGAAAAAUAGUAAGACAAAACACGGUCAAGGUCCGACGAAACUUCGCAAUGGGAAGUAACAUCGAGCGAAGUAAACGCCAACUUUAUUUAUCUACUUAUAGCAAUAUAACGACGAUAUCUUGCUAACGUGGACAUAUACUGUAAAGCAACUCGAAGUCAGCGUGAAAAGAAAUAUCAAAUUGAGACAUAUAUCGUGAUUAUAUCUUUGUAUGAAAGUAUUCUUGACAGCAUUUCUGACAAUAUUAGCCGAACGAGGAAUGUUUCCCUAGGAUGGCUCAAAGUGAUUUUUAAGAGACAUUCCGGGAAAUUACAUUCUGUGCCGAUAUCUCGCUUUUAAAUUGUAGUUUUAUUAUGUCUGCGUAUUAACAAUUUAUUUCUGCUUUACGUAUUGUAGCAUAUAUUUUUUUACCGUUUCUGAUAUUUUUUGUCGUGUUCUAAAUUCUUAAUCUAAAAAUGUUUUUAAAUCAUUUCAUAUAUUCUCAAGUUAAAAAUAAUGAAUCGGUCAGUUGGACAGAAAGAGAGAAAACAAUAUAAAUUUAUAAUUUCAAAAUAUGUUUAUGCAGAAUAUGUUUAUGGAACUAUAAAAGCAUAGAUCUAUGAUUUGUAUAAAUAUAUUACUGUUUUUAAAUAACUGUACCUUAAAAAAUGGCACAGUUUUGAUAACUUUCUGAAUAAUUCCGAUUUUUUUAAUUGUUAUAUUUCUGAACUAGCCGAUUCACUUUUUUUUUAUGGAAAAAGGUUAAAGAUAUUUUUCUGUAUAAUAUAAAUGUUUCACGACUAAAUAUACAUAUAUAGGACGUAUUAUUAUUUUGUAUUAUCAAGCUCGACGAAGAUGGAUCACCGUUUCGUCGAACCUUCUCCAAAGGCCCGGUGAACUUGGCGCGACCGGCUAUCCGGUAUCGGUGUAUAUAGUUGUAGUAACUGUUACGUAGUUAGAUCGCUGGUGUUGUAUACGCAUUCUCUCCGUACUCGAGUAAUCUGUAAUUGCUAGUGUACAUUGUGCUGAUGUAUCAAAAAACAUGUGAACGCGCGCGUGUACUUGUAUAUGCACAGAUAUGCGUACGUGCGCGCGUGAAUGCGCGUGUGUGUGUUUUCUGAAAGUUUUUUUGUAUGCCUGCCAAAUGGAUCGUUAAUGCGUGCGCUUAGGUAUGCCUGAAUCGUUGCAGAGGAUAGCGAGUACUUCCAGCGUCCAUGAGGCCCGUUUCAGAAAUUAGUCUGAGCGUUUCGGUCCUCGUGGCUUGUCGCAGAAAAAUGAAAUAACAGAAAUAGAAAUACGAAUCGAUAAAAUCGUAUGCACAAAACGCUUCUUCAGAGCGCUCUCCAAAGUAAUUCGCCGGUUUGACUUAUUCUAUCGAUCUUGCUUGUGAGUAACUUCCUGCCUGAAAGUUUCCAAGGGGUUUCUCAGUGAGUUCCACUCUUAAGAUCUAAUUAUGCCAAACCGGGAAGACUGUAUAAAAUGGCGAUGAUAAUCGCCGACGUUCCGACGGCAGAUUCGUAUAUUCGACCGUGAAUCGCAGAUUUGAUAAUAAGCAGCCGUCGCGCUGUGCGUUUUUCUUAUAAAUAGAUCGAUACGUUCCUUCCAUUGUUGCGUUUUUUCUUCAUUUUUACGUACGAACAUUUUCCUUCCUUCUAGAUCAUAUAUCCGAGUGCCGUUCGAUACUACUCUCGAUUUUAUACGAUCACGACUUGUAACGACGUGUCACUCGAACGAAUUUUUUCAUGAAAGUGACUUUCGAGUUAACUCUCAACCGCUACAAAGAUCGAGCCCAUUCUCAUAUCGCAUAUUUUGUAAAAUAACAGAAAGAUUGCUCAAUAUACGUGUAGUAACUUUAAGACAGAACUUUUAAAGGUUUGAAAGAAGUUUGUAGGGGUUCGGUUUGACGAAAGUAAAUUUAAACGUUUGAAAAAUUGCAAUUAUUUUAAAACCCCAUGAAAUCUAGAAAAUAUAUAAUUUUGCAUUAAAUCAAAAUAUUAACUUAUUAUCUAAUUAUUUAAUUAUGCCAAUACAUUUUGCACAUAUUCAUUAAUAUAUAUUUUUGUGCACUGUUUCUAACAUUUUUCUUAAUUUCUAUGAAAAUAAUAAAAAUAAUUGUGGAGUAUAAGUAGAAUUUGUCAAUCCUAAUUUAACUGAAAAUAAUAAUAUAGUGCCAUUUAUUAUUAAAAUAAAAACUGAACCCGCUGUAUAGUAGUCAUAUUAUUCAUCUUUAAUCACAGUGGUUGUGAGUUAAAACGCAAGUUUAUGUGUAAGCUUUCCUGUGGAUGUGUGCGAAAGUUGUUUUUUCACUCGAAAUGCUGUCCGCGUACAGCUUUUUAUUUAUAAAAUACAUGCGCGAUGAUCAAGAGACGCGAUUUCUUCGUGGCGAAACGUGUCACACUCGUCAAUUGACGAUUAGUUAAUUUAUUGAACAGAACUUCUCGUAAGGGAGCGACUUUACGUGCAAGUAUCUCUUCCGGGUGAGACACCAAUGAUUCCUCUUUUUUUUUUUGUAUAUCAAGACAAGAGGAUAGGUGCAAAAAGUCGGAUUUCACUCGUUUGCUGACUUUUUUCGCAAGAGGCCGUCACAGAUCGUUUAUUUCAUUCGCUCGGCAGAUAUUAAUGUUGUGAUAUUUUACGAUACCGUAAUAAUAAAUACCGUUAUUACCUGUAUUAUUAUCAUAUGUAAGCAAAAAAAUACUUUAUCUUUAUUUUGGAGAGGCGGCCAUCACGCAAGCCCGCGGGUCGCGCCCGAGGUCGCCUUCUUCGAUUCGCAAUUGUUGACAUUUUGCGUAUAAUCUUUACUUUGUGAGACGAAUACGAAACUUCCAUGUGCUGAUAAUAACAUUCUGAAAAUUA
This is a messenger RNA of Monomorium pharaonis (pharaoh ant), 6659 nucleotides long. Its product is annotated as protein FAM102B. NCBI's taxonomy places the organism in Eukaryota, Metazoa, Arthropoda, Insecta, Hymenoptera, Formicidae. The record is from RefSeq and is a predicted model, not a curated record. Bases 1118 to 3112 code for a protein of 664 amino acids. The transcript has 10 exons.